This is a messenger RNA of Chelmon rostratus (copperband butterflyfish), 3148 nucleotides long. It is a transcript of the gene nrl, whose product is annotated as neural retina leucine zipper. Gene Ontology annotation, biological process: regulation of transcription by RNA polymerase II. The record is from RefSeq and is a predicted model, not a curated record. Bases 312 to 1595 code for a protein of 427 amino acids. Gene Ontology annotation, molecular function: RNA polymerase II cis-regulatory region sequence-specific DNA binding; DNA-binding transcription factor activity, RNA polymerase II-specific. The transcript has 5 exons. Gene Ontology annotation, cellular component: nucleus. NCBI's taxonomy places the organism in Eukaryota, Metazoa, Chordata, Actinopteri, Chaetodontiformes, Chaetodontidae.
GUGUCAGUCAACCAGUCAGUUGAUUAUUUUUGUGUGUGUGUGUGUGUGGUGGGGGGAUGUUGAAAAGAGCUCCAUACCAUCCUUCAUCUCUAUGACCGACGGACAAGAGAAACAGAGACAAGGACACGGGGACGUACAGUUUCUCUCAGAGGAAACUCACCAACCAGUUGACUUCCUGACAUCACUGCUGCUGCUGUCUAUGAGCUGCACCAAGGCAGAAGAGUGGACUUUCCAACAAUCCUGACACACGGAAAAACCCCAUUGAAACUCCAUCAGCAGCAGCAGCAGCAGCAGCAGCAGCAGCAGACACCAUGUCCUCUCCUUCCCUCCCCAUGCCCUCUCUCCCUCCCAGCCCUCUGGCCAUGGAGUACCUAAAUGACUUUGACCUCCUCAAGUUUGAGGUGAAACCCGACACUCCUCCGCUCCCUCCUCCAUGUUCAUAUCCCAAAUCUGGCCUUCCCCACGACCCCUCCAGCUCUCCAUACACCAGCCACCCUCCGCAGGACUCCAGUUUGAGCUCCAGCCCGUACAACUCCCUGCCACCCUCACCGACGCUCAGCGACGCCCACCCCCCACCUUCGGGAUCAUCCUCCCUCUCUUCGUCAUCCUCCUCCAUCUCCUUCCCCCUCUCCAUCUCCAACAGCUUCACCUCCGGCAUCAGCUCCGGCUCUCAGGGGAACGUGGAAGGCAGCCCGGCCCACGGCGGGCCUCAGGGUCCCACCCCAGCCUCCCUGGAGGACCUGAUCUGGCUGGCGGCACUGCAGCAGCAGUUUGGAGGUGAGGUGACGGGGCCCGCCACUUUGCUGGGAGCUUUGGGAGGGGUGCCGGAGCGAGGGGACAGAGAGAGGGGGCCGGUCAACGGCUUUCUGGGCUGUGAGGAUGCUGUGGAGGCUUUACUGAACUCAGCUGCUGCAGCUGUCAGCUCACAGUUUCCAGGUCUUUCUCAGAGCUCGAGCAGUAACCUGGGAGACUCCAGCAGCGACAGCGGAGGUGACAUCUCCUGCGCCAAAGGGACAGACAUGUGCCAUCGCCCGCUCGUCUUCCUCUCAUCAGCACCUCCCUCACUCCCCAACGCCGCCCCUGCUUCAGCUCCAUACCCUCAGCCCCUCAGCCCCCAGGGCCGCCUUCAUCAUCAGCAUCAUCAUCACCAGCACCACCCGCACCACCCCAUGCAUGGCAGCCAUCACCAUCAUCACCACCCUCAGAUGAAUCAGUGCGGGGUGAAUGAGCGCUUCUCUGAUGAGCAGCUGGUGAGCCUGUCGGUGCGGGAGCUGAACAGACACCUGCGAGGAGUGAGUAAGGAUGAGGUGGUGCGCCUAAAGCAGAAACGCCGCACGCUAAAGAACCGCGGCUAUGCGCAAUCCUGCCGCUACAAGCGCUUACAGCACCGCCACGCUCUGGAGUCAGAGAAACAUGUGCUCACACAACAGUUGGAACAGCUACAGUGUGAGCUGACUCGAGUGCUGAGGGAGAGAGACGCCUACAAGGCUCGCUACGAGAAGCUCCUCAGCACGAACCACGGCAUCGGCAGUGGCGAUGCCCCACCGACCCGCACCAGCAACCCACCUUCCCCACCCCCUGACUACUUCCUCUGAGUUGAACCCACAGGGAGAUGAGGAAGAGGAAGAAAAUACAGGAAUGAGUAACAAGACCAGCCAACAUGGAGCAGUCAGUGAUGAGUAAUCAGACUUUGGGAAGAAAACAAGGAUGUGUAUGUGUGUGUGUGUGUGUGCAUGUGUUUGCGCGCGUGUGUCCGUGUGUGAGAGAGAAAGUGAAAGAGAGACAUUGACAGGCAGUAUUGGGGGCUAUACAACUGUGAAAUCCACCUUUGAAUGAUUAAAGGGGAAUUGACUGUUAAUUCAUUGUGUUAGACUCAGCUCUAGGCUGCUUCAUGGACUUCAUUUUAACUUCACUGUGAAUGAUAGCUGCACAAAAACCAGCCGAGAGCUCUCUGAGGUCUUUUGCUCGUAAUAUCAGUGCAACAGUGGACAAACAAGACUAUGAAAACGGAUGAAAAAAAGCUUUAUCUUGCAUUAAACCUUAUCAAUAGUCCCUUACACUGCUUAGCAUAUUAUCUAUGCAAUAUUAUAGGUGCAAUGUACUCUCCAAAUGAGUGGUUGAGGCUCAAACUGUAGUUGUGUUUUUUUUAUAAUAAGCUGCUAAAGCUGCAGAGGUCUGAGUAGUGCAGUGGUGCUGGAUGUGGAGUGGUAUGGGCUUGGAUAAAGUAUCCACGGCAUGCAGUUGUAUUUGCCAGCUAAUUUUUCACAGUUGCCUACCAAAGUGUUUAAGCUCACCAAGACUUGUUAUUCUUUGUAAGAUGAAUAAUCAUAGAUUAAAGAAUGUACAAGGAUACCUUUCAUGGGAAUCUUCCAGUGAUUGUGCUAAAUGAAUAGUGGGGAUAUUGCUCUUGUGUUUUAGCAAAGAAAUCUACCUUUUGCUAGUCGGAAAUGGCGAAUUUCAGCCAUUACCAGCGACAGGAAAGACUUGCUGCUUGCUCUCAGAAAUGGGUUUUUACAUCCAGAGAAGUGGAGCUGGUGGUGUGCUUAACAAAAGCGACUGCAUACGGUGAAAGAGAGAAAGCAACCCAUCGCAGCAGGCGAAAAAGAGUGUGGCAUGAUUUGUGUGGUUGUUUCCAGUUCUCCAGACUAGAGAAGCUAUUUUUGGGCAGAUUGAACACCUCUGUAAUGGGGACGAUCACCAAAUUUAUGCAACAUGCGGCACCACAGAGCUGGUCACUGUGGGCUCAGGCACUGUGGGCUACAGAUGCAACAGAAAAUUAACGGUGCAGGGAUUUAAAAAAAAAAAAUGCAAAAAAUCUCUUCGUGGUGACACCUUCUUAACUGUCCCAUGAAAUCAUUGCCAGGGUUCAUGCAUUAGAGCUAUUUAUUUUGUUUGGGUGUAGGUUAAAUAAAUUGUUCUUUUAUUUAUUCACUUAUUUAUUCAGUAUUUAUUGUUUAUUUAUGUACUGAUUCUAAUUAUUUUACCUUACUGGUUUUAUUCCAUUAGCGUGUAUUUUUACUUUCCUACAGUUAAUUAUUUUAUCCAAUUGUGAUUAGAAUUAACAUUAUUACAAAAAUUAGGGCCAUGAUCAUGGUUCCCUGCUCCUGUUGUAGUGUGGUUUCAUAUGCAUAUGAAAUAAACAAAGUAC